Molecule: messenger RNA, 1653 nt
Organism: Agrilus planipennis (emerald ash borer)
Lineage: Eukaryota; Metazoa; Arthropoda; Insecta; Coleoptera; Buprestidae
Product: N-acetylneuraminate lyase
Exons: 11
Coding region: 123-1601 (492 amino acids)
Biological process (GO): N-acetylneuraminate catabolic process
Molecular function (GO): 4-hydroxy-tetrahydrodipicolinate synthase activity; N-acetylneuraminate lyase activity
Source: RefSeq, a predicted model, not a curated record
UGUGUUAGUUAAUGUUAUGGUUUCUUAGUCUGAUGGGGAGAUUAGCACCUUGAAAACAUAUAGUAUCUCAAUAAACCUGGCCGGUUUUAAAAAAUUAUAAACCUAUUUCUUGGUUUAAAGGGAUGGAUUUGGAUAUUGGGUAUCGGUUUGAUUCGUACAAUGAACUAAAAGAUUAUUUAAAUAAGUUUUGCGAAGCAACAAACACAAAAUACUGGAAACGGGACGCGAGAACAAUCGGCGCCAGUCGAUCAUCAGGAAAUUUAAAAGAAGUAAAUCCAGACCUUGUUUAUUAUGAAUUAAAGUUUACAUGCAUUUAUGGAGGAAUAGAAUUUAAAUCCAGAGCGCACCAUAGACGAAAAUCUUCCCCUUUAAAAUCAAAUGGUUGUCCGUCUUAUUUACGGUUUAAAGUUUCCGAAGAUGGAGAAUCGUUACAAUUGGUAGCUAUGAAUUUUAAACACAACCAUGAACUAACAGUUCCCGAGAAAAGAGUACUUCCAAUAGGUGGUAGAAAAAGAGUUCUUUUGGGGAAUGAUUUUGAAAUUAAAAGCAAACGCUUACAGGAUCUUACUGCUUUGGAUAAUGUAGAACUUGAACAAGAAGGAGAAGAUUCAUCAAAUGAUCUUUUACAAAUGCUGCAGGACCCAAAAUGCGAGGGAAUAUUCGAAUCUAAAACUGAAGGAUUAACUGCAGAAAACUAUUUAUUUAAAGGUUUGGUGGUACCAGUCUUAACACCAUUUCAUGAUGAUGCGAAACAAUCAUUAAAUUUGGAUAUAAUACCAACUUAUGCAAACUUUUUAAAAGAUAAUGGAGUUGAUGGAGUCUUAGUUAAUGGGCCAAUUGGUGAAGGAAUGUCAAUGACUGUUGAUGAAAGAAAGCUAGUUACUGAAGCUUGGGUUGAUGCUGUGGCAGAAAUAAAACAGCAUAUUAUAGUCCAUGUGGGAGGAGCCCCUUUACCAGAUGUCUUGGAAUUAGCAAAACAUUCAGAUAAUAUAGGUGUCAAUUGCAUCAUGUGUCUUCCAGAUCUUUUUUUUAAACCUCAGUCUGUUGAAGAAUUAAUAACCUACAUAAAAUUAGUCAGUGAUGCGGCACCUCACACUCCUCUCCUGUAUCAACACAUUCCACAGAAAACAAACGUAAACAUUCAUAUGGGACAUUUUCUGCAAGAAGUAUCUGACAAAGUACCUAUGUUGGCUGGGAUUGAAUUUUCUUCAUCUGCAUUGGAUGAAGGAUAUGCUGCUUUAAAAGCAGAUGAUGGAAAAUUUGCAGUAUUUUUGGGAGUCGACAAGCUAAUGGCAGGAGCAUUUAUGUUAGGGUUUAAUUCAGGAAUAUUCUCAACUCUUAAUAUGUGGCCAACAUUUGGACAGAACAUAUGCCAUUUAAUUGAACAGAAAAAAGCAGAAGAAGCUAUUCAAGUACAGGAUCAGUUAAAUACUAUUGUGGACUCAGUUAGCAAAUUCGGAAAUUGGAUUUCGGUUUUGAAAAUACUAAUGAAGUAUUCUACUCCUGUUAAUGUAGGAAUACCAAGAAAGCCUCUUACUCCUUUAACUGAAGAUCAAGAAAAGGAAUUGGAAUUGGAGCUUACAAAAAAUAAUUUUUGCUAAUUAAUUAUUCAUUUACUACUGUAAAUAAAAUAGAAUCAAUAUUUUUGAUAAU